Messenger RNA from Bombina bombina (fire-bellied toad), 1092 nucleotides. It is a transcript of the gene HSF2BP, whose product is annotated as heat shock transcription factor 2 binding protein. The record is from RefSeq and is a predicted model, not a curated record. NCBI's taxonomy places the organism in Eukaryota, Metazoa, Chordata, Amphibia, Anura, Bombinatoridae. Bases 1 to 969 code for a protein of 322 amino acids. The transcript is spliced from 7 exons. Gene Ontology annotation, cellular component: cytosol.
AUGUCCAGCUCCUCAGGGGAGGAGUUUAUCCGCAUUAGAAGGCGGGACUUAGAGCGCUUGACCACUGAAGUGAUGCAGAUGAAAGAUUUUUUGCCUCAAAUCCUUAAUCAGGAGCUUGUAGAGACUGUUCAAAGACUGGAACAUGCAGAGACUGCACUUGAAGGGAAGAAUCUGGACUGUGAACAUUUCAGGUGUCGCUUAGAAGCUGCUCAGAGUGAAUGUUUGCAGGAGAGAGAGGAGAAGCUGUCUCUUCUGACCCAGCUGAAUACUGUUGAGUCGCAGUCUAUGCAGCAGGCUGAAUACUGCACUCACCUGGGCGCUACAGUCUGUACCAUGCUUUGGGGUGUGUCUAACAAAGAGGAGGCAGUGCAGAGCAUUCUGGAAGGCGGCAAAGCCAGUAUGUUUUUCAGCAUGGCCGCUCACACAGUGUCCAGUUUUGUUGAGUUGCUGGGAACGGAACAGUCCCGAGAGGAGGAGAGUGAAGAGCAUCACUUUGUCCUGGGAUUGGCUGGAACCAUCACCAAUAUAGCUGCUGUCUCCUAUGGACGUGACUACUUGGUGUCGUCCUGCACAGAUCUACUGGGAACCUGGAUCCAUCUUCUGGGAGAAAUCAGACUGGGGACCUGCAACCGGCUAAGAAUUCUCAUGCUGAUGUCUCUGUACAAUGUGUCAAUAAAUCAGAGCGGUCUCUCCUGGAUGAGUCAGAACAGAUCAUGUAUCAUGCAGCUCCAGAGACUUAUUACAGACCCUGACACGGAGGUAUGCAUGCAUGCUUUGCGCCUCCUCCAGUCGGUAUUGUUGGAGUCAGAUGUUCUGCGUUCCUUAUGGGCCGACCUCAGGACGUCACUACCCAGGAUUAUAGAGCUUUCACAGAGUACAAACCGUCAUCUCCAGGGCCUGGCAUGUGAACUGCUGGAAGAUAUGAAGGCUCUGGAGGUUGAGGGUUGGCCCCAGUCAGAGCACACAUGAUAUAGACACAUGCACAUAACAUGCUGUUAUGAUAUCUUUAUUGCGUUCUCAGCCGUGGUGUUAUUAUAGCUUCAGUUUCUUGUUUUCUACACUCACAGCAAUAAAACCAGACUUUCUAGAGUC